Camellia sinensis is the source of this 1772-nucleotide messenger RNA. RefSeq names its product glucan endo-1,3-beta-D-glucosidase. NCBI's taxonomy places the organism in Eukaryota, Viridiplantae, Streptophyta, Magnoliopsida, Ericales, Theaceae. Gene Ontology annotation, biological process: carbohydrate metabolic process. The record is from RefSeq and is a predicted model, not a curated record. Gene Ontology annotation, molecular function: hydrolase activity, hydrolyzing O-glycosyl compounds.
CUCUUUUUUAACUGUCCACGCCUUCUUCAACAAUGUAUCUUCUUACCUCGCACGCCUUCUUCAACAACCAGAGACAACUGAGCUCUUCAACUAUGGCGGCGAUUCUUCGUUCCUCUUCACUCUUCCUUAUCAUCUUUCUCUUACACUCAGCUUACGUGGCAAAGUCCGAGUCAUUUAUCGGGGUCAAUUACGGCCAAGUCGCCGAUAACCUCCCACCGCCGUCUGCGACGGUGAAGCUGCUCCAAUCCACCGCAAUCGAGAAGGUUCGACUAUACGGAGUUGAUCCGGCGAUCAUCAAAGCUCUAUCGAACUCCGGCAUCGGAAUCAUGAUCGGAGCGUCCAACGGCGACAUUCCGGCCAUGGCUUCCGAUCCGAACUUCGCCAACAAUUGGAUAAACACCAAUGUCAUUCCUUUCUAUCCAGCCAGUAAUAUCAUCCUCAUCACCGUCGGCAACGAGGUCAUGUUCUCCGGCGACCGGAAUCUGAUGAGUCAGCUUUUGCCGGCGAUGCAUAACCUCCAGAACGCCCUGAACUCGGCGUCGUUGGGCGGGAAGAUUAAGGUCUCAACAGUUCAUUCCAUGAAUGUGUUGAGACAGUCUGAUCCACCGUCUUCUGGAAGUUUCGAUCCGAGCUUUGCUGAUUUGAUGAAAGGGCUGUUAGAGUUCAAUAAGGCAACUGGUUCGCCUUUUCCGAUCAAUCCGUACCCGUUCUUUGCAUACCGGAGCGAUCCAAGGCCUGAAACCCUGGCGUUUUGUUUGUUUCAGCCCAACUCAGGACGAGUUGACUCGGGCACCAAGAUCAAGUACACUAACAUGUUUGAUGCCCAGGUGGAUGCGGUUCGAUCAGCGUUGAAUUCAGCUGGAUUCAAGGAUGUUGAGAUUGUGAUCGCUGAGACCGGAUGGCCGUACAAAGGAGACAGCAAUGAGGUGGGUCCGAGCAUUGAGAAUGCCAGGGCUUAUACUGGCAAUCUGAUUGCGCACCUAAGGUCGAUGGUAGGGACGCCAUUGAUGCCUGGGAAAUCAGUGGAUACGUAUCUCUUUGCAUUGUAUGAUGAGGACUUGAAGUCUGGACCAACUUCCGAGCGAUCAUUUGGGCUUUUCAAGCCUGAUUUAACCAUGACCUAUGAUGCUGGACUUUCAAAGACUACCCAGACUCCAUCGACGCCAAAAACUCCGGUGACUCCAUCCCCAAAGGCAAUCAAAGCAGCUUGGUGUGUGCCUAAGGCAGGUGUAUCAGAUGCCCAAUUACAAACAAAUUUGGAUUAUUCUUGUGGACAAGGGAUUGAUUGCAGUCCAAUCCAACCAGGAGGUGCUUGUUUUGAUCCAAACACUGUGGCAUCACAUGCUACUUUUGCCAUGAAUCUUCUCUACCAAACUGCUGGCAGGAAUCCAUGGAACUGUGAUUUCUCACAGACUGCCACUCUCUCGUCCAACAAUCCUAGUUAUAACGGGUGCAUUUACCCGGGUGGAAGUACCUAAGAACAGAGCAAUCUUCUUUCAGAAUAAGAUCACUAAUUGUGGCAGGCAUGUGUUAUUGUUCUUAUUCUUCAGUUAGUGGGUAAGGUAUCUUUUUUUUAUGAACAGAAGAAGGAGAUCGGUAAUAGGGGUGAACCAUACGCAGAAGGAAUUUCAGUGAUUCCCACAAUUUUCAAUGUCGAGAUGGAAUUUCAUUUGAUUCCCUCUCCUUUUUAUAUGUAAAGAGAUUAUUAUGCUUCUGCAUGCUUGUAAAAAAAAUUAUUUCUCGUGUAUAUGGGAAGUUAUGUGUUUGGCUUC